AUACAGCUGCGCGUGAUGGAGCACCAAGGGGAGCUACUCGUAGGGGUGGUGCCGAAGCUAGCAUGCGACAUGCUACUAGGCCGGGAUUGGACACCCCUCUACAACAUACUGGAGCGAGUGAGGGAUGUGGAGCUAGCCCGUAAAAAGAUGGGGGCCAGCGAAGGGUGGCUAGGCAAGGAAGAAGCAGAUCCGACCAACAUGGAGGGCUCCAUAAACAUCGACCUAAACCGUAUCGCCAGUAGCCGACAGUUCCGGGAGGCACAGAGCGAUGACCCGGAACUCGAAACCCACUGGAGACGAGCCCAGGAGGACCAAGGCGAGGCCGCGUCACCCAGAGGAGAGCAAGCCCAAUACGAGGUAAGGAACCACCUCCUCUAUCACGUACCAGGGCCCAGGCGGGAGGGCCCUGCAGAAGCGCAGCUGGUAGUCCUGAGACAGUUCCACCAGGUGGUCUGGCAACUCGCCCAUGCGAGCCCAGUGGGGGGCCAUUUGGGACAAGAUAAAACCCUGGCCAAGGUGGGACGAUGGUUCUUUUGGCUUGGGAUGGGAGAAGAAGUGGCCCGCCGGUGUGCAGCCUGUCUGGAAUGUCAGAAGACCCGAACUGAGCGCCCUGCUAGGGCCCCUUUGCAGCCAAUGCCGGUCAUGGAUACCCCCUUUGCGAGAAUAGCCCUAGACAUUGUGGGGCCCCUACCCCGCAGUAGUUCCGGCCACCAGUAUGUGCUAGUCAUGGUGGACUAUGCAACAAGGUAUCCCGAGGCCGUUCCGUUGCAAACCGCCACGGCUCCCCAGGUAGCGGAAGAACUGAUAAAAUGGGUCGCAAGAAUAGGUGUCCCUGAAGAGAUCCUGACUAAACAGGGCCGAAAUUUUAUGUCCGGUGUCAUGAAGGUGGUGUGCCAGACCCUGCAAAUACGACAGAUACGAACCGCGGUAUACCACCCCCAAACCAACGGGCUGGUGGAGCGCUUGAAUGGCACCCUGAAGAGGGUAUUGAGGCGGUGCAUUCAGGGAGAUCCACGGAAGUGGAACUUGUUGUUGCCAUUGGUCCUGUUCUCUCUCAGAGAUACCCCUCAGGACUCCAUGAAGUUUUCCCCAUUCGAGCUGGUCCUCGGACACCGCCCGAGGGGAUGGCUGCAGGUCCUCCGAGAAGAGUGGGAGCGGGACCCUGGGGGGCUGCAGGACCUGGCAGGUUAUCGCCAGGCGUUCCAGCAAAGGAUAAGAACGGCCCAGAACAUAGCUCGUGAGAACCUGAGAGACGCCCAGGCGCGGCAGAAGGAGAGGUACGACAACAACACCAGAGAACGGGUCUUCGAACCUGGGCAACGGGUACUAGUACUACUGCCCACAUCCACAAGCCGGUUCCUGACGCAAUGGCAAGGCCCCUUUGAGAUUCUCCGGCGAGUCGGGCCUGUGGACUACGAAGUGCACCAGCCCGGCCAUCACCAAGAGAAGCAAAUCUUCCACGUAAAUUUACUGCGGGAAUGGAAAGAACCAACGGGCUGGGUAACUUUUGUGGAGGCUGAAGGGGAGGAUUUGGGGCCCCAAGGGCAGCAACGAGAGGGGACACUCUCCAACGAGGUACAGCAACUAAUCGGGGUAGGGGAAGACCUGUCGGAACUACAGAAGCAAGAAACAAGGAAGGUAAUUCAGGAAUUCCGGGACGUGUUUCGCAUAGAGCCGGGGUGGGUCCAUGGCGCCAUGCAUACUAUUAAGACGCCUUCCGGGGCUAUAGUGAGGGAGAAAUGGAGGCCCAUUCCACACCACUUGCUAGACGCCAUGCGGGAAGAGGUGAACUCCAUGCUACAACUGGGAGUGGUGAGACCUUCCCGAAGUCCUUGGAGAAGCCCACUGGUCCCCAUACGAAAACCAGACGGGUCACUGAGGCUAUGCGUUGACUACAGAAGGUUAAACGCAUUGGCCACCUUCGACGCAUUCCCCAUGCCCCAGGUAGACAAGUUAAUAGAGAGGAUCGGAGAGGCCCAAUAUAUAUCAACGCUGGAUUUGGCCAAAGGAUACUGGCAAAUCCCAGUGGCACUGGCCGACCGGCCAAAGACGGCCUUCGGCAUGCCCUGGGGCCUAUAUGAGUUCGUGAGAAUGCCCUUCGGGCUACAUGGGGCGGCGGCAACAUUCCAGCGGUUAACGGACCGACUGCUGGCCCCACAUGCAGAAUAUGCGGCGGCCUACAUCGAUGACAUUAUCAUAUACUCGCCAACCUGGACGCACCAGAAGCAAGCCCUCCGGGCCGUACUGUCAGAACUAAGGCAGGCCAGGCUUACAGCAAACCCGCGGAAAUGCGCCUUAGCAAAAAGGGAGACCAAAUACCUGGGAUUCCUGGUGGGUAGAGGCACUAUCAGGCUCCUGGCCGACAAAGUCAAAACGGUGCGGAAUUUCCCAGCCCCUCAAAAUUGCCGUCAGCUCCGAUCAUUCCUGGGGCUGACCAACUAUUAUCGGAGGUUCGUGCCCCACUUCUCAGAACUGAUGGCUCCCUUGACAGAGGCAUUAAAGGGGAGGAAAAAUGGGGCUGUAAGGUGGACAGAGCACAUGGAGCAAUGCUUCAGGAAGUUAAAACAGGCCCUCUGAGAGGAUGUGAUAAUGCAUACUCCUAAAUUCGGGAAAACUUUCGUUUUGCAGACAGACGCCUCCGAAACGGCAGUGGGAGCCGUCCUCACGCAGGAGGAAGAAGGAAUAGAAAGACCGAUAGCAUAUGCCAGCUGCAAGUUGACACCGGCAGAAAAAAGGUGCAACAGCAGCGACUCAGACGAAGCAAUAAAACCACAGAUGUACAAGGCAGACAACUCCCCCGGUGUACCCCGGAAAGGUAAAAUAGGAACGCCCCAAGGCAUCUUGAGGGGGGGGUUGUGUCCCAGGGGAGCAGGGGCACUGGGAGACCCCCGCGGCGGCCAAGGGGUCUGCUUACCUCCCGCAGGGCCAGAGGAGCCGAAGAAACUCCACGCACUGGCGCGGGUCAUCAGCUGGGCGUUUAUCCGGCUGCGGCUGAGCGGCAGGGGCGGGGCACGCCGGCCAGGACAAACAAAAGGUGGCCCCACCGAGGCAGCAGGGCGGCUGAAGGGAGAGAGCUGUACCACGGAGCCCCAGUGAGCAGGGGAUCAGCCGCCACCUGGAGAGUGCAGGACGACGCAGAGAGAAGGCAGAGCCGGCUGCGAGCAGCGCGGCGGAGCACCCGAGAGUGAGACGACGAGGGGAGAAGUCAGCCCCGUAAGUGGGGCAACAGCCAGCAGGGAACCCGACACCCGAGGCGACAGGAGGCGCGACAGCAGCGCCGAGAGUGGGGCCAGCUGCAUCCCGCACUACGGAGCUGACGGCGCGGGUAACCGCGGCAGGGACUACUGGAGAAGCAGAGAGGCCAUCUGCAUCCCAGGGAAGGAGGGACCAGGUCAGUAUCCUCACUGGGAGAGGCAUACCUGGUCCGAAGACCGCUGGUAGUGGCUGGGGGGGACUGAGCCAAGAGAGGAUGAGACUAGGACGGGUUGGAGGCCAGGAUAGGAAGACCUAAGGUGGUGUAUGGCCGGGGUGUAGGGGAGGACGGAGCCCUGAGAGUACCCGCGAAGAAGCGCGCCGGCACCGGGGGAUACCCCAAGGGAAGACCCCCCCCACUGAAAGAGUCAUCAAGGUCGUGGCAGGCGAGUUCUGGGGUUCCCCCUUUAUACUAGACGGGGUAAACCCUGGGGCAUACCAACGAAGCCCGGGUGUGCAAGAUCUCGGGUCCGGGCGAAGGCGGUGCGCGAACUCCUGAUCGAAUGGAGACGGGUACACCAGCUCUGGUCUACGUCCUGGCAUUAUUUUCACAGAAUAUCCAUUUGGGAUUGAAAAUGAU
Messenger RNA from Alligator mississippiensis (American alligator), 3832 nucleotides. RefSeq lists its product as uncharacterized. NCBI's taxonomy places the organism in Eukaryota, Metazoa, Chordata, Crocodylia, Alligatoridae. Gene Ontology annotation, biological process: DNA integration. Gene Ontology annotation, molecular function: nucleic acid binding. The record is from RefSeq and is a predicted model, not a curated record. The coding region runs from base 16 to 2577 and encodes 853 amino acids. The transcript is spliced from 2 exons.